AUGCCUCCGUCGAAUCCUGUCGGUCCCCGGGCCCCCAAAGACGACUUCAUGAAGGCCCUUGGCCUGAGCACCUCCGAUCCCAAGCACGAGGGUUAUUACCGCGCCAUGAGGGAAGAAGCCAUCGCCGUGUACAACAAGAUCAACUCGGACCGCACCAGUUUGGUCGACGAUAAACGCAACGACACUUCAAUCGCCCAACCUUUCUUCUGGCAUCAUAUCCGCCCAGAACGUCGUCGACAGGCCGUCAUUGAUACGUGGCAACAGGCCAAACCGGGCACCGUUCAGCGAAGUCUCUUCGAUCGCGGUGCCACAACCGGUGAAUUCGGCCCCAAUUGGGUCACCCAAUGGCUUCUGUACAGCGUUUUUCGAUCCCGUGACAUUCGCAAUAAUCGCAACCGUCGAGGAGGAGAAGGCAGCGGCGGAGGUCAGAGCUCCAGUGGAGGGAGCACGGAUGCAGCCAUGUUUGAUCCUGCCCGAGACAAGUAUGUUCCUCGUUGA
This is a messenger RNA of Exophiala mesophila, 498 nucleotides long. RefSeq lists its product as uncharacterized. The coding region runs from base 1 to 498 and encodes 165 amino acids. The record is from RefSeq and is a predicted model, not a curated record. The transcript is spliced from 3 exons. NCBI's taxonomy places the organism in Eukaryota, Fungi, Ascomycota, Eurotiomycetes, Chaetothyriales, Herpotrichiellaceae.